CGUACCCAGUACAUUACUGUGAAGGAGACCAGCGAUACUGGUUUCACGUCCUUUCCUCUGCCUCCCUCAACGAUGACUCAACUCGCGCAUACUGACAUGAAAAUAUUGCGACAGAUAGAGUCACACGCACGGUACAUCAAGACCAAGACCCAGCCAUUACUCGCGUCUGUUGUGUCGAGGAGUCGGGCAGCAGCCCUAGCCCCCGUCGCAAUUACCCCAUUUCCUUUGCCUCAGUCUAUCGGCAACAACCUCACAGCUCUGGGCCUCAGCCCUACCGUCGCGGAGAAGAUUGAUCGAGUUUUCUGUAGGGCUGCGCUCAGACUCAAGGAGCACUCCGAAGCGCGUACCCGGGAUGCUCUUCAGGCGUCCGCAAACGUGGACUCCACGAAGCUUCUCAACCAUGAAAGACUCAAUGCUAUGUUCUGCUCCGCCAUGUCUACGAAGUAUCUGCAGGCGAUACAUAGCUGGCGUGCACAGAUUAUUAGCAAGCUUUCGUCCCGCAUUCGUGAGAUCCACGAAGCUCGUCAACAAUCUCAGCUCGCCGAGCGCGAAAACAAACGGCCCUUCAAUCCUGCUGCUGUACCUACGCUAGAACGCUUCUUCGGACACACGCCGCGUCCCAGCCGUGCUGAGAAGCAGCAAUUGGCUGAGCAGACGAAAAUGGAGUACAAGCAGAUCAAUAUCUGGUUCCAAAACCGACGUAAUCGUUCAAAAAAGCAAGUGCCUGCAAGUAACCCUGCGGAGGUCCCGCAUAUCAACAUACCAUUGCCGCCUGAUCUCGAGGCCUCAUUAGUGAGGAUUCUGGAAAAGUACAUGGCCGUCGCGCCAACGAGUCCGCCACAUACGAACGAGCCGAAGUGCCAGGACGUUUCUGCGCGAUCCUUUCACCCAUUCCACUCAGACCGCCCUCAACACGCUUUCCCGGUCUGCUACCCGCCGCUGUGUCCAUACGACCCAUUCCCUGUCGCUGCCGAAUCGCGUCGGUUCUUCACGCCCUGGUAUCGCUCGGCUAGAUCCUCAUCAGUCGAGUGUGUAAUGUCCGACGCGCCCGAUGUCCUUGUUCGCUUGGAGAUGCUGAACAUCAGGGACGAUGGAUUCGAGUCGUUGUCCCGACCCUCGUUCCCUCAACGACAGACUUGGAGCGUAUGGUUCGGAACGAUCCCCCAACCCGCUCCUCUACCGGCUCUUUUACGCUCUUCAAGGCGCGAGCAAUGCGUAUCGAAAGCGAGGCGCGGUCGUAACUGGAGUUGCCAGCGCCGGCCACGAUGCGAGCUCGAUACGACCGUUUCGGAUCUGCGCGUGCACCAGGUCGAUGAACCAAUGACCACUCGCACACUUGGUACAGGCAGAACCCCUAAAGAGGAUUCAAGCACUGAUGCAUGCGGACGGGCAUCUGCGGUCCCGAUACGUAGGCUGGGUCCGAAGCGCGUACGCAGACGCAAGAACGCAUCUCGAAUGGUCCAAUCAGAUGGAGCUACUGCUGAGCUCCAUCCCUUGUCCCCACCCUCGACAGCAGUGCUCGGUAGCGAUGGCCCGCCUGUAUUGGAACCGACGUUACCCUUUUCGCCAUAUCCAAGCAGAAGAACGACUAGGCGAAAAGCAGCUGCUCUACCUAGACGAGUACCCGAAUCGGGUGUCAGCUCCGCCAUCUCUAUCCCAAAAGCCCGCGACUCUUCGCCGAGCUCCCGUGCAUCGUCGCGUGUGCCAUCUACUCCUUCCCCAGGGACGUCUCCCAGCCCUCAGUUGACUUUGUCUCGGAUGUCGUCACUUUCGUCGUUGCGAUCCGUUUCGUCUGCGUCGAGCACAUCCUCGGACUCAGACCUCCUUGCUACGCCUCCCAUGCUUUCGACAUUCCUCCAUGAACUACCAGAUGCGUCGACGUUUGGUCUGUACUCCGACGGCAUUGGAAAAACCACUGGGCCCGGCGACCUGUUCGAUGAAGGUUACUUGGACUACUCGAUCACCUUCUCGAGUUCUGACGUGUCAACGGACACGCAUCUGCUUGAGCGGUCCUCACUGGAGUUUGAUGCACUAUCUAUCAUAUGCGGCGGCAUGAUGCCACUAGUUCCGCCAACCUUGAUCUUCUGAACCGUGAAAGCGUCUGAAACGGUAGCUACUUGGGUGUUCCUCACGAACUUGGUUUUGCUCUGUCUAUAGGUCACGCUGCUCAGCCUUUGUAGCUAUAGCCU
Molecule: messenger RNA, 2189 nt
Organism: Rhodofomes roseus
Lineage: Eukaryota; Fungi; Basidiomycota; Agaricomycetes; Polyporales; Fomitopsidaceae
Exons: 4
Coding region: 73-2088 (671 amino acids)
Biological process (GO): regulation of transcription by RNA polymerase II
Molecular function (GO): DNA-binding transcription factor activity, RNA polymerase II-specific; RNA polymerase II cis-regulatory region sequence-specific DNA binding
Source: RefSeq, a predicted model, not a curated record